UGUCCCAUGACAAAAGCAGUUGGUUCAUUUCAGCUUGCAACUCAAUUAUAUCCGUGCUUUUUCUCCAGGCAGUUUCUGCUGGUAUGUGGCAGAAAUGUGUGUUUACUUCCUAUUUUGUCACACAGGUAUCAAGAUGUAAUAAAAUGAAGAAUUCUUACUGCUUCAUUAAGAACAUUCUUAAAUGAAAGUGGCUAUCCCCAGUUUGAUGUGGUGAGGAAGAAUGUGGACUAACAGCACAGUUUGGUACCAUGUAUUGCCUUGUGUGAUUCCUGCUGAGGCUUCAGCUGUGUCUGCUCACCAUUGCUUUCACAGUGCUAAUGAUGCAAAAGAUGUGAUGGAGUUGCUUGAAGAAGACCUUACAUGCCCAAUUUGUUGCAGUCUGUUUGAUGAUCCUCGAGUUUUGCCUUGCUCGCACAACUUCUGCAAAAAAUGUUUAGAAGGGAUCUUAGAGGGGAAUGUGCGGAAUUCAUUGUGGAGAUCAUCUCCAUUCAAGUGCCCCACAUGCCGUAAGGAAACUUCAGCUUCUGGAGUUAAUAGCCUGCAGGUUAAUUACUCCCUCAAGGGUAUUGUGGAGAAGUAUAACAAGAUCAAGAUCUCUCCCAAAAUGCCAGUGUGCAAAGGACACUUGGGGCAGCCUCUCAACAUCUUCUGCUUGACUGAUAUGCAGCUGAUUUGUGGAAUCUGUGCUACCCGUGGUGACCACACCAAACAUGCCUUCUGUUCUAUCGAAGAAGCCUAUGCUCAGGAAAGGGAGGCCUUUCAGUCCCUCUUUCAGAGCUUUGAGACCUGGCGUCGGGGAGAUGCUCUUUCUCGCUUGGAUACCUUGGAAACUAACAAAAGGAAAUCUCUACAGUUACUGACUAAAGAUUCAGAUAAAGUGAAGGAGUUUUUUGAGAAAUUACAACACACAUUAGAUCAAAAAAAGAAUGAAAUCCUGUCUGACUUUGAGACCAUGAAGCUUGCAGUUAUGCAAGCCUAUGACCCAGAGAUUAACAAGCUCAACACCAUCUUGCAGGAACAGCGAAUGGCCUUUAACAUUGCUGAGGCCUUCAAAGACGUGUCAGAACCAAUCAUAUUUCUGCAGCAGAUGCAGGAGUUCAGGGAGAAAAUAAAAGUAAUCAAGGAAACUCCUUUACCUCCCUCUAAUUUGCCCACAAGUCCUUUAAUGAAAAACUUUGAUACCAGUCAGUGGGAAGACAUAAAACUAGCAGAUGUGGAUAAACUUUCUUUGCCUCAAGACACUGGCACAUUCGUUAGCAAGAUUCCCUGGAGUUUUUAUAAGUUAUUUCUGGUUGUCAUUCUGCUUGGUCUUCUCAUUUUCUUCAGUCAUCCUAUAUUUCUAGAGUGGUCUUUAUACGAUGAAUUCUUAAUUUGGAAAGACCAGCUUUCACACUUCAGUUCCUAUCUGACUAAAUCACCUGAUUUUGUGGAACAGUCAGUUUUUUACUGGGAACAGGUGACAGGUGGGCUUUUCAUUUUCAGUGAAAGGUUCAAGAAUUUUACUUGGGUGGUGCUAAAUAAUGUGGCAGAAUUUAUGUGCAGAUAUAAAUUAUUAUAAAAUCUGUUUCAAGUGCAUAGUUCUCUUUUGUUAGACAUUUGUUAGAGAACAGUGGCUUCAAAAGUAUUUAAAAAAGAAUGUCUUAACACAUGUUCAAAUUAGGUAGCAUAAAGGUAAGAGUGAAACUUAAUAGUACAGUCCUGAACCCUCCUUCCUUUUAAAGAGUACUUUUGAAAUAGGCAUCUUACCCCCAAUAUUGAUUGCAUUUAUGCUAUGUUAAAAGAGGAGGUGAGAGAGCACAUGAUUUAAUAUUGUAUUGAUGAGGUAAUAUAAUAGUGAUUGUUCACUUAAGCAUGUAAUAAAGACUGACUACUGUUGU
This is a messenger RNA of Pteronotus mesoamericanus, 1877 nucleotides long. RefSeq names its product tripartite motif containing 13 (gene TRIM13). Gene Ontology annotation, cellular component: cytoplasm. The record is from RefSeq and is a predicted model, not a curated record. Gene Ontology annotation, biological process: positive regulation of macroautophagy; protein ubiquitination; positive regulation of canonical NF-kappaB signal transduction. NCBI's taxonomy places the organism in Eukaryota, Metazoa, Chordata, Mammalia, Chiroptera, Mormoopidae. The transcript has 2 exons. The coding region runs from base 221 to 1558 and encodes 445 amino acids. Gene Ontology annotation, molecular function: ubiquitin protein ligase activity; zinc ion binding.